This is a messenger RNA of Pygocentrus nattereri (red-bellied piranha), 4254 nucleotides long. RefSeq names its product netrin 5 (gene ntn5). The transcript has 7 exons. Gene Ontology annotation, molecular function: protein binding. The record is from RefSeq and is a predicted model, not a curated record. NCBI's taxonomy places the organism in Eukaryota, Metazoa, Chordata, Actinopteri, Characiformes, Serrasalmidae. Bases 115 to 2769 code for a protein of 884 amino acids.
CUGAGUGCCACUGUCUUUGUGCCAGUGUCUCUGCCAGUCUCCGUUAUUGAUGAGGAUCGUUUGAUCGCAGGCGGAGCGGCGCGCGCACUGACUCGCACAUGGCCUGAUGACAUCAUGUCCCAAUAUUACUCCCUUCCCUUCCCAUUCCUCUCUCUUCUCUUUCCACUCCUGCUCUGUUUUUGCCCCUAUUCCCUUCUCUCUCCCUCACUUUCUCAAUCCUCACUUCGCUGGACAUCUCCCCAUGACCCCUGCUACCACCUGGAUGGUCGUCCACGUCACUGCUUGUCUGAUUUCAUCAAUGCUGCCUAUGGAGUUUCUGUCCGUGCUGAGGAUCUGCUGCAAGGAACAGAAAGGAAUAUCACUUCAUUGACAGACCUCCAUAAUCCCCACAACCUGACCUGCUGGACAGCUUCUGAAGAUUCAGCUCAAGGAGAAUGGACCUUUACUGUGCCCCUUGGCAGACGCUUUGAGGUUACUUAUGUCAGCUUGCAGUUCUGUCAGCUGGCCGAGCCUACUGAGCCAUUCUCCAUUUCUAUCCUUAAAUCAAUGGACUACGGUCGCAGCUGGCGCCCCCUACAAUUCUACUCCAGUGACUGCAAGGGGAAAUUUAGCCUUCCUGCUCAGUCUGUUGCUCUGACCAGGCACCAGGAGACGGAGUCUCUAUGUUCAGAUCCAAGGCCCCUGCAGAAACACAGAGGAGGGGUAGUUUUGGCCUUUUCGACACUAGACGGACGCCCCUCUUCAGCAGAUUUUGAAUACAGUCCUGGGCUACAGGACUGGGUGACUGCCACUGAUAUCAGGAUAGUGUUCCAUCAAUCACAAGGUAAAACAGUUCAGCAAGGAAAGAAGCCAGGUGAGGUGGAUGGGUCGCUGAUAUGGAGUCAGGGAUCUAAAAGUAAAAUUGUAACUCAAGCUGAGAAAGGAAGAGCGGAAAAUGUUCUGAGAGUAGAAAAGAAAGACACUAUGACCAAGAGCACAGAAACAAAGAAACGCAGAAAAGAAGGAAAAACUGAAAAAUCAUUAAGCAGAAAUCACAAUAAGAGUUCCUUACAAGAAAGUGGACACAAUGUGACCCGCAAGCAGUCAGAAUCUCAGGAGGGUAGAGGCAGAGGACGAGGUCGCAAGAAGGACGUGCAUCAUUGGAAACCAUGCCAGGAUGGUGGGUGUGAUUGGACAGUGGAAGGGCGGGGGCGGGGCUCUAAGGGGAGGGAGCUGAGGAGGAGAAGGAACAAUGCAGGAAGUGAAAGGUCUCGUUCCAGAUUCAAGAACAAGGCCACCCACCACCUCUCCCCAUCCUCCCUCUCAGCUCCAUCUAGACUCCCUCUUGCCCUCUCUGACAUUCAGGUUGGCGGCCGAUGCAAGUGUAACGGCCAUGCCUCCCGUUGUCGCCGUGACCAGCAGGGUCAGGCCAUAUGCCAGUGCGAGCAUCACACAGCAGGACCUGACUGUGAUGUUUGUGAGUCAUUCUAUUAUGAUCGCCCAUGGCAACGGGCCACACCCUCCCAGGCACACCCGUGCGUCCCAUGUGAGUGUAAUGGCCACUCAACAAAGUGCAGGUUCAGUAUGGAGGUUUUUCAGCAGUCCGGCCGGGUCAGUGGAGGAGUGUGUUUGAAGUGCAGGCACCACACAGCCGGACGCCACUGCCAGUUCUGCCAGAAUGGAUACAUGCGUGACCACACCAAGUCCCUCAGCCACCGCAAGGCCUGCCAACCCUGUCAGUGCCAUCCACUGGGAGCAGUGGGCCACUGGUGUAACCAGGCCACAGGGCAGUGUCUGUGCAGGGAGGGGGUGAUGGGCCAGAGGUGUAAUCGCUGUGCUCCAGGAUACAAACAGGGCCGCUCACCUCUUCGGCCCUGCAUUCGCAUCCCGGAGGUUACCCCACCAACCCCAGUUUACCAGCCUCAGUACAGCAGAGGUGAGGAGUGUCUCUCUUACUGCCAGCCUUCUCAGGCCAAAGUCAGAAUGAAUCUAGAGACCUUCUGCCUCAAAGACUAUGUCCUGAAGGUGCAAAUUAGAGGUAAGGAGCGCUCCGGACCCUGGUGGCAGUUCUCUGCGUGGGUGCAGUCAGUGUUCCGUGUUGGGUCAUCUCAGGUUAAGAGAGGCCUACGAGCUGUUUGGGUUCCUGAUCGCGAUCUGGGCUGUGGCUGCCCUGCCCUUCAAGUGGGUAGGGUCUUCCUCCUGAUUGGUGCAGAGGAAAACAGGAGAAGCUGGGCCCCAGGAGAGAAGCGAUUGGUUGCUGAUCGUUCUACAAUGGCCCUGCAGUGGAGAGAACACUGGGGUCCCAAAUUAAGGGGGUUUCGGGGGCAGGACAACAGAGGGAAGUGCCUUCCACAUACAAACACCACAGCACGAACACAAUCUCACACCAGUGAGGAAUACAUACCACCACAUCUUGAGAAACCACAGAUUGAGAUGCAUCCACUUCAUCCAAAGUCUGAAGAAACAGCGCCAACAACAAAUGCUCCAGACACACGUGGAGACACUAUCCACACAGAUGUCAUGCAAGGACAUCUUAGUCAACAUAGAGAACACGCUGUUGAAAAUGCUAUAUACAGUGAGGGACUCCACGUAGACCUGUCACUACAAGAUACUCAGAAUUCCUUACAGGAAAAUCUGAAUAAUCCCUCGGAUGCUCCUGAAAAAAUAGGCCCACUCAAUAGGCACCAGUACCUCCACUUACCAACAGCUUGCCCAACGUGGUCACCAGGGCCAUCUGUCACAUAUGAACAGAAAGAAGAAAGUUCAGCAGAUGCAGAAAGAGAAAAUUAAAUAAGUAUGGAAUAAUAGCUAGUUAAGCAGAGGGCAAGAUAAUCAGAUGACAGCUCAGGGCCCUUGUUAGUGUAUGGCCCCAAAUGUAAGUAAAAUUGUGCACAGAACAUCUGGGAACAUUGCCUUGGAGACUUAGGGAGGGUUUAUUUUAGCAUCCUGAAUGUCCUUUUUGUCAUUUUUUUCAAAUCUGGGAGAGACAGCUCACAUAUAAGAUUUUCUAAUGGUUUUAUUUGUUUUCAUCCUGCUAGUGUGCCAAAGAUGAAUGAAUAAUCUUAAAAGAUGGUUUCUGCUUUAAAGGUCAUGAACUGCUGCAGCUGGCAGGCCAGUUUUUGUUGCCUAGAUAACAAUGACAGUAUAUUACACCAAUUAAAAUGCAAUAAAGCUUAAAAUGAUAUUUUCUCAAAAGGCUGUAAGGCUUAUGUUUUAAUGCCAGAGUCUGAGUUUUGGGCAGUUGAAGACUAAGAUGGAGAAGCUAAGUGAAAGGUUAUUAACUUCUUUGAUCAUCAGAGAGGAUGCAGUGCUUUGAGUGCCUGGGUUUAAAUAUAAGAUAUGUGAAACAGGCUUCAUUUAACCAUGUAGUGCAGUGUGGACAACUACCAAAAAUGGUAAAUGACACGAUGCUUUUCCAACUUCUUUUCAAGUCUUAUUAACUGUGAAAUAUUUUCAGUUAUAUCACUGAGUAGCCACACUCUAGACUGGGUGUGUGACUUUCUGUGAUCAAAAAUUUUAUAAAUGCUUAUUUAUUGUACCUGUUACCAGUACCCCAGUACACUUAAUGUGUGUUAGUACCUAAUACAUGUACAUAUUGUUAAAAAAACAAAACUUCCUUUGACCACUAGUAAGGUAGUGGCAGUUAGUUUGUUUGUCUUAUUAAACAUGUAUUUUGUAAAAUACACAGAAGAACACUAGCAAGUUGUAACUUAAUUGUGGUAUACAAGAAAAAAAGGUUCCUAAAAACAUGAAAUUAUUCUGUCGGUCACGAAACGCUUUUCUAAAGCCGAUAAAAAAACUCCAUAUCAAGCCAUCGUUUCAUUGCAAUUUGUGGAAUGUCAUGUCAUCACACAAUAACAGGCGGCAUAUGUCUUCCGUAAGACCAUGAAGGGAUUGGAACCUUCAGUUAUGACAUUGAGUCGUCUAUUACUGCCAAACUUCAUACCACAGCUUUCACACUUCUUAAUUCUGUAAUUACCAUUGCUGUCCUGUUAAAAUGGUUCCGACUGCAGGAGACGCAUUAAAUGCUUGAAAUGACUGCAUCGAGAAUAGCAUAGCUUCAGCAUGGUUUUUAAAAGGAGUACUUCACUUACAAUGCUUCCAAUACAAGCAUCAGUUAGCAUUAUUUCUUCUGAAUAAUGCUAUCUUUAUUCUACUAGAUGGUGAUUAUUAUUACAAACGUAAGACUUUGCAAUGCAAGAGCACUUACAUAUUUUUCUUGUAGCACAUGUAACGCACUACCUCACAAUAAAGCAUUGUAAAUAUGCAUUUAAA